Molecule: messenger RNA, 789 nt
Organism: Oncorhynchus tshawytscha (Chinook salmon)
Lineage: Eukaryota; Metazoa; Chordata; Actinopteri; Salmoniformes; Salmonidae
Product: glycine-rich cell wall structural protein 1-like
Exons: 1
Coding region: 1-789 (262 amino acids)
Source: RefSeq, a predicted model, not a curated record
AUGGGAGGGGGAGGGCCUUCCAACUGGAGGACGGAUGGGGGGAGGGCCUUCCACCUGGAGGACGGAUGGGAGGGGGGGCCUUCCACCUGGAGGACGGAUGGGAGGGGGGACCUUCCACCUGGAGGACGGAUGGGAGGGGGGCAUUCCACCUGGAGGACGGAUGGGAGGGGGGGACCUUCCACCUGGAGGACGGAUGGGAGGGGGGACCUUCCACCUGGAGGACGGAUGGGGGCCUUCCACCUGGAGGACGGAUGGGAGGGGGGGGACCUUCCACCUGGAGGACGGAUGGAAGGGGGGGACCUUCCACCUGGAGGAUGGAUGGGGGGGGACCUUCCACCUGGAGGACAGAUGGGGGGACCUUCCACCUUGAGGACGGAUGUGGGGGGGACCUUCCACCUGGAGGACGGAUGGGGGUGGACCUUCCACCUGGAGGACGGAUGGGGGCCUUCCACCUGGAGGACGGAUGGGGGGGGCCUUCCACCUGGAGGACGGAUGGGAGGGGGGACCUUCCACCUGGAGGACGGAUGGGGGGACCUUCCACCUGGAGGACGGAUGUGGGGGGACCUUCCACCUGGAGGACGGAUGGGGGGGGGACCUUCCACCUGGAGGAUGGAUGGGAGGGGGACCUUCCACCUGGAGGACGGAGGGGGGGACCUUCCACCUGGAGGACGGAGGGGGGCCUUCCACCUGGAGGACGGAUGGGGGAGGACCUUCCACCUGGAGGAUGGAUGGGAGGGGGGGGACCUUCCACCUGGAGGACGGAUGGGAGGGGGGGACCUAAACCGCUAA